This is a messenger RNA of Cottoperca gobio, 5446 nucleotides long. Its product is annotated as receptor-type tyrosine-protein phosphatase U-like. The coding region runs from base 207 to 4523 and encodes 1438 amino acids. The transcript has 29 exons. Gene Ontology annotation, cellular component: membrane. Lineage: Eukaryota; Metazoa; Chordata; Actinopteri; Perciformes; Bovichtidae. Gene Ontology annotation, biological process: protein dephosphorylation. The record is from RefSeq and is a predicted model, not a curated record. Gene Ontology annotation, molecular function: protein binding; protein tyrosine phosphatase activity.
UCGAGAUCAGAUGCUCCCUGUGCGGGCUGAGGAGGCAGCAGGCAGCUUCUGCAGGCGGAUUCACAGAGCGGAUAGAGCCUCGCGCACAACUUCUCUCCAGCCCUGCUGCUGCCACCAACACCAACACUGCUGCUGCUGCUGCUGGACUUUUCUUUAGGGGUUUCUUCUUGUGACACAACGAGCUGGACUUUACUUCUUCUGCCAACAUGUAUUCAGCAGCAUUGCUACUGAUGCUGGUCGUCAGGAUCUACGCAGACAGCAUGGAAGGACCAACAGCCGGCUGCACCUUUGACGAGGACUUGGACCCCGGCUUGUGUGAGUACCGACAGGGACAAGACGACGACUUUGACUGGCAGCUGAUCCGGACCUACAACUGGCCGCACCCGACGCCGGAUCUUCUACGAGGCUCCUUCAUGAUGGUCAACUCCUCGCAGCAUUUCGGGGGCCAGAGAGCUCAGCUGCUCCUGCUGCCGCUCAGCGAGAACGACACCCACUGCAUCCAGUUCAGCUACUUCCUGUACAGCCGCGACGGCCACAGCCCCGGGGACCUGCAGGUCUACAUCCGGGUCAACGGGGGCCCCAAGGGCAGCGCUGUGUGGAAUAUCUCGGGCUCCCAGGGACGCCAGUGGCACCAGGUGGAGCUCGCCGUCAGCACUUUCUGGCCCAGUGAAUACCAGGUCAUCUUUGAAGCAACAGUUUCGGAGGAGCGGCAGGGCUACAUUGCCUUGGACGACAUUGUGCUGCUCAAUUACCCCUGUUACAAGGUGCCUCAUUUCUCUCGGCUGGGUGACGUGGAGGUGAACGCCGGGCAGAAUGCUUCAUUCCAGUGUGUCGCCACGGGCAAAGUUUCUGAGUCUGAGCCCUUCCUCCUGGAGCGGAGGAACAGCGUGGUGCUGGACACGUCCUUCCUGUCUCGGCUGAGCCACAAAAGGCUGAUGGCGACUUUCCAUGUGGAGGCGCAGCGUGGGGAGCAGGACCUCUACCGCUGCAUCACCUUGUCCCCCAGGGGCGCCGCUGUCUCCAACUUUGGAGAACUGAUUGUCAGAGUUCCCCCAACCCCGAUCGCUCCCCCUCAGCUGCUGCGGGCAGGUCCCACGUAUCUGAUCAUCCAGCUCAACACCAACUCCAUCGUGGGCGACGGACCCGUCAUUCGGCGGGAAAUCCAGUACCGGGCCAGCCAGUCCACGUGGACGGAGACUCACGGUGUCGGCUCACUGACCUAUAAGAUCUGGCAUCUGGAGCCGGACACAGAGUACCGCAUCAGUGUCCUGCUCACCAGGCCGGGGGAGGGGGGCACAGGAGCCCCUGGGCCCCCUCUGACCAGCAGGACAAAGUGUGCAGAGCCGAUGCGUGCCUUGCGGGGUCUGACGGCCGCAGAGAUCCAGCCGCGGCAGCUCGCCCUUCAGUGGGAGCCGCUGGGCUACAACCUCACCCGCUGCCACACCUACUCCCUGUCCCUGUGCUACCGCUACUCCAUGCCAACAGGGGGCAGCGGAGGCAACAACGCCACCGUCAGAGAGUGCCUGUCCGUGGAUCGUAACACCUCGCACUUCACCCUGAGAGACCUGCCGCCCUUCCGCUCGGUCCACGUCCGGCUGGCGCUGGCCAACCCGGAAGGGAAGAAGGAGAGCAGAGAGGUCACCUUCCAGACCGAGGAGGACAUUCCUGGCGGCAUCGCUCCAGAGUCCCUGACCUUCACCCCGCUCGAUGACAUGAUCUUCCUCAAGUGGGAGGAGCCUGUGGAGCCCAACGGCCUCAUCAUGCAGUACGAGAUCAGCUACCAGAGCAUCGAGUCGUCAGACCCGGGCAUCAACGUGCCGGGUCCUCGCCGCACAGUGUCCAAGCUGAGGAACGAGACCUACCACAUGUUCUCCGGCCUGCACCCGGGCACCACCUACCUGGUGUCAGUCCGGGCUCGAACCGCCAAGGGCUUCGGGCAGACGGCACUCACCGAGAUCACCACCAACAUCUCUGCGCCGGUGUUCGACUAUGAAGACAUCCCCUCUCCGCUGAGCGAGUCGGAGAGCACCAUCACCGUGCUGCUGCGCCCGGCGCUGGCGAGAGGCGCUCCAGUCAGUGCCUACCAGGUGGUGGUGGUGGAGGAGGACGGAUCCCGUCAGGUGAGGCGGAGGGAGCUGGGCGGCGUCGACUGUUUCCCCACGCCCAACUCUCACAGCGAGGCGGUGGCCAAAGGGUCGCCGCACUACUACACAGCAGAGCUGGCUCCCAGCAGUCUGCCCGAGGCCACGCCCUUCACCGUGGGCGACAACCACACCUACAACGGCUUCUGGAACAGCCCUUUGGACCCCACCAAGAACUACCUCAUCUUCUUCCAGGCCACCAGCAACUUCAGAGGGGAGACCAGAAUAAACUGCAUUCGGAUUGCUCGUAAAGCUGCCUGUAAGGACUCCAAGCGAGCUCUGGAGGUUUCCCAGCAUGCCGAAGACAUGGGUCUGAUCCUCGGGGCGUGCGCCGGUGGCCUGGUGGUCCUCAUUCUGCUUCUCGGCGCCAUCGUCAUCAUCGUGAAGAAGGGUAGGAAGAAGGUGGCCAUAAACAAGGCGGCCAUGUCCUACAGGCAGGAGAAGAGUCGGAAGCUGAGCUCCUUGGACUGCAGCAUGACGGAGCAGAGCACUCUCCAGCAGGAUGAGAGGAUGGCCCACUCCUUCAUGGAUGCCCACGGCUGCAACGCUCGAAAUGAGCAGCGGAGCUCCGUCAACGAAUCCAGCAGUUUACUGGGAGGCUCGCCCCACCGCCACAGCCGGAGGAAGAGCUCGCCGUAUCACACGGGGCAGCUCCACCCCGCCGUGAGGGUGGCUGACCUCCUGCAGCACAUCAACCAGAUGAAGACGGCCGAGGGAUACGGCUUCAAACAGGAAUAUGAGAGUUUCUUUGAUGGCUGGGACGUCACGAAAAAGAAGGACAAGACCAAAGGAAGGCAUGACAGCCUGCUUAGCCAUGAUCGGCAUCGAGUAAAGCUCCACUCUCUGCUCGCAGACCCCAGCUCCGAUUAUGUCAAUGCCAACUAUAUAGACGGUUACCAGCGAUCAAAUCACUUCAUCGCCACUCAAGGCCCCAAGCAGGAGAUGAUCUACGACUUCUGGCGGAUGGUUUGGCAGGAGAACUGCUUCAGUAUCGUCAUGAUCACCAAGCUGGUGGAAGUGGGCAGGAUGAAGUGCUGUAAGUAUUGGCCUGAUGACACCGAGCUCUACGGUGACAUUAAGAUAACGCUACUGAAGACAGAAACACUGGCGGAGUACACUGUGCGCACCUUCGCCAUGGAGAGGAGAGGUUACCCUGCCAAGCACGAGGUGUGCCAGUUCCAUUUCACUUCGUGGCCCGAGCACGGGGUGCCGUACCACGCCACCGGCCUGCUGGCUUUCCUGCGCCGGGUCAAGGCCUCCACACCUCCGGACGGGGGGCCUGUGGUGGUCCACUGCAGUAUGGGGGCAGGCAGGACCGGCUGCUACAUUGUGCUGGAUGUCAUGCUGGAUAUGGCCGAGUGUGAAGGAGUGGUGGACAUCUACAACUGUGUGAAAACUCUCUGCUCCCGACGCAUCAACAUGAUCCAGACUGAAGAGCAGUACGUGUUCAUCCACGAUGCCAUCCUGGAGGCGUGUCUGUGCGGAGAGACGGCCAUCCCCGUCAACGAGUUCGCUCUCACCUAUAAGGAGAUGCUGAAGGUCGACUCUCAGAGCAACACCUCGCAGCUCAGAGAGGAGUUUCAGACUCUGAACUCGGUGACCCCUCACCUGGAUGUGGAGGAGUGCAGCAUUUCUCUGAUGCCGAGGAACCGCGAGAAGAACCGCAGCAUGGACGUCCUGCCGCCGGACCGCUCCCUGGCCUUCCUCGUCACCGCCGAGGGCGAGAGCAGCAACUACAUCAACGCGGCGCUCGCCGACAGCUUCCUCCGACCCGCCGCCUUCGUGGUGACGCCGCACCCGCUGCCCGGCACCACCACCGACUUCUGGAGGCUCCUGUACGACUACGGCUGCACCUCGGUGGUGAUGCUCAACCAGCUCAACCAGUCCAACUCCGCCUGGCCUUGUCUGCAGUAUUGGCCUGAACCGGGGCUGCAGCAGUUUGGUCCGAUGACGGUGGAGCUUCUGUCGAGGACGGCGGACGAUGACGUGAUCAUCCGUCUCUUCCGGGUCCAGAACAUCACUCGGCUUCAGGAGGGUCAGCUUGUGGUGCGUCACUUCCAGUUCCUGCGCUGGUCCCCGUACCGCGACGUGCCCGACUCCAAGAAAGCCUUCCUCAGCCUGUUGGCUCAGGUUCACAACUGGCAGAUGGAGUGUGAGGAGGGACGCACCAUCGUGCACUGCCUGAAUGGCGGCGGUCGAAGCGGUACUUUCUGUGCCAGCACCAUGAUCCUGGAUAUGAUCCGUCACCACAGCAUGGUGGACGUGUUCUUCGCUGCCAAAACGCUGCGUAACUCCAAGCCGAACAUGGUCGAGACGAUGGAGCAGUACCGGUUCUGCUAUGACCUGGCCCAGGAGUAUCUGGACUGCCUGGAAGUCAGAUAGCACCAAUCCCUCACCUCUGGUCCCUCCUCCAGGAGCAGGUCUGGAUCCUGGAUCUGAGCUCCUGCCUCCUCGGUCCAUGUACACAGCUCUUCUUCGCCACGCCUGGAUGAAACGUUGUCUGCCAUAAAGACUGAUAGAGAAAGCUCACUGGACAACUUGUAACAUACUACUGAGUGACACCCUUUUUGCUUUUCCUCGGCGCUCUGAUCCAACCUGUCGUGCCACUUUACAUCUGCCGAACCAGAGGACACUUAACAGGUGUUCAUUUUAUACACGAGCAGCCGGACUCGCCGCCGUACGCGGCAGGAUUCAAAGUGCUCAGCUGUUUCCUGCCUUACUACGAACAAACACUGAGAGGGAACAACAGUUGAUGCCAACCACUGGGUGAUAUUUUGUGUUUGUUUGUAACACUGUAAAUGGUGCAAUCUGCUGUUGGUGAACAUCCCAUGUCGUACUGUACUAUAUUUGAACUUUAUCGUGGGUGAGGCUGAAGGUAACCUGAGGGUGGGAUGGACAGAUCUGUACAGUAGAGUUGUCUUGGACCUAAUUUCUCUUUAUUUAUUUUCAGUGUAUAUAGAUGUUUCCUUUCCUCCUUCCCCCGGGUGUUUCUAGAUGUUCUGAACGUCUUCUCAAUGUGCCAAUCCAUUCUCUCUGUGUCUGUAAACGGGACCCCCCCUUCAGCAUCUGCAUGCCCAGUCUUAAGUGUUUCAUUGCAGUGUGUGGCCCGAGUCUGCUUCCGGACGGAUUCUGCAACGUGAAUCCCUCUGCUAGUCCCGAGAGAGCUCCGUAAGAACAACCGCGUGUUGCUGUGAGAAUACGGCGGGAAAUCUGUCGCUUUCUAAAUUUGUAUUUAUUCAAUGUGUUUUAUUUUCUAAAUAGUGUAUAAAACAGGAAAGUAAAUAAAAUAUGUUGUUGCUUAACAA